GUUUAUUCCAUAAACCCUGAGGCCUGAGCUGCUAUAUCCUUUUACCGGCGGCGGAACUCGAUUAUGCAUUUUUCUCUCUCUCUCUCUCACUCUCUUGUUGUCUGAGACUCGCCGGAAAAGCUUGUUUAUUUGGUUUCUCUUAAAUUUCCGGCUAAAUUUCUAUCGGAAGUAAGAAACUCACGUGAGCUAUGAAGUUCCUCAUUCAAUCCAUUUCUGGGAGGAAUCGAUCUCUGGUUCGAGCUCUAGUUAGUCGGCGUUACUUCGCUUCAUCGCCAGAGGAACUCGCAAAGAAAAAUUACGCCAAUGAUCUGUCGGAAUACAACACCGCUGUCCAUUCCGUCACAGCUCAGCGCAGGCACUAUUUGCUGAGGGAUGUUUAUGAUGAUAUGAAGCUAGAUGGUGUGCAGCCUACAGCUGAUAUAUUCCAUUCUUUUGUUGUGGGAACGAUGAAGGGUGCUCGGUUAAGCGAUGCUUUCUUUUUCCGUGAAGAAAUGAAAGCCAUGGGAAUUGCUCCUGAUGUGAACUUGUACAACUUUUUAAUUUCCACAUGUGGGAAAUGCAAGAAUGGAAAGGAGGCAAUCCGAGUCUACGACGAGAUGAAGCGAUAUGAUGUAAAACCAAAUGGACAGACCUUUGUCUGUCUGCUCAAUGCCUGCGCUGUUUCUGGCCAAUUAGAUCUUGUGUACGCGAUAGUUCGGGAUAUGACUGCUGCUGGAGUUGGUUUGAACCAGUUCUGCUAUGCAGGACUCAUAACUGCACACUUAAACAAGCAGCCAAGACCAGAUAAUCUUUCUACCAAGAUUCUCGAGUUUGUGGAGCAGUCAAAAGGCUGGUCAGCAAUUGAUUCAUCAAGGAAGAGUGCAGAAGAUGUGAUGUUUAGCAUCAGUGAAGAAGAGCUGUACAAUAUUCCAACCGCUGAUUAUGCCCACAGGACCAGGUUUUUGCAGAGGAAUUUGACCGUCUACCAUGUAGCAUUCAGUGCUCUCGCUGAUAUAAAGGAUGUAAAAGCAACGGAAGCUCUUCUUGAGAUGCUUAAGAAAGACGGAAAAGACACUGACACUUACUGCGUGCUACAAAUUAUGAGGUGCUAUCUACACUCGCAAGACUUUGAGAAUGGUCUCAAAGUGUUUGAAGAUUACAUGAGCGCAGAUAAAAUCCCUGCCAUGGAACUCUACACGACGCUUAUAGAAGGAGCUAUGACAGGACACACCGAUAAUGGAAUGAAGAUUGCUCAAGACACUCUGGUCAAAAUGAACGAACGCAAUUUCUUCUUAGACCCAAGAACUGGAAGCAAUCUGUUAUUAAAAGCCGCUGGUGAAAAGACGGGAGGGUACACAGUUGCAAAUAUGAUAUGGGAUCUGAUGCUAGCUCGGAAUAUUCUACCAACACUAGCUGCUGUUGAAGCUUAUUACAAGGGCUUGAAAGAACGUGAAAUACCAGAGGAUGAUCCAAGACUGAUGUUAGUGACGCGCACAUACAAUAACUUGCGGCUUAAGGAAGGGACAUUACCUAAUAGGCGUUAAUGGGACCAAGAGGAAGAAAGAAGAUAUCAUGGCUUCUUCGUUUUCUACUUCUAUUUGCUUAUUGGGAUCUCUGUAAACCAUCUGGGUAUAUUUUAAAACCAGUUCGUUUAGAUGAAUAAGGAGAUUUCAAUUAGAUGAGGACUGGAUGUUAUCCUGAUUUGAUUUCAAUUGCUUAACGUUGAGAGCUUUCACUCUUCGUCAUGCAAAAGCAACAAUGUUUUUAAUAAGCCAACGCCUGUUUGGUUUAUAAAGAUCAGGCUGUUCACUCUCAAA
Molecule: messenger RNA, 1796 nt
Organism: Arabidopsis lyrata subsp. lyrata
Lineage: Eukaryota; Viridiplantae; Streptophyta; Magnoliopsida; Brassicales; Brassicaceae
Product: pentatricopeptide repeat-containing protein At4g35850, mitochondrial
Exons: 13
Coding region: 189-1523 (444 amino acids)
Cellular component (GO): mitochondrion
Molecular function (GO): protein binding
Source: RefSeq, a predicted model, not a curated record